UGUGACGUGUGCACACUUGAGAGAAGGCGAAGUGCAAUCCAAAAAUGACGGUGCUGGAUAACUGCCGAGAGCUCAAGACCCGCGGCUUGCUGUCGCUGGAGCAGUUCACGGAGUACGAGGCAUCGCUCAGCUCUGCCUCCUCUCCGUCCGACACCCUCCGUGAGCAUGUAUCUUCCCUCCUUGUAGAAGAAGUGGGCGCCAUCGUGGAGCGCGUACGAGUACAGAGCAACCAGCAGGAGCAGGAGACGAUCGGCAACUCGGAACUGGCAGCUGUGGCUGUAGGGGGAGCCUUGGGCGCACUAAACGCCUGGUUGCGACCAGCACCCGCUCUGGCAUCUACUACCAAGGCCACGACGCUGUGGGCCAGUGCAUACGACGGCGCAAUGGCCACUCUUAACGUUGCCAAGCGGAAGCGUCGCGUGCAGCAGCUGCAGCUUAAACUGCUGAGCGGUGACGUGGCCACCUGCAGCCACGUGGUGCUCUGCAUCAAUGGAUUCAUGACGCAGAGUGACGACCCGACGCUCAACUGGCGCGCAUGGAUACAGGAAGACCAGAACGCCGCCGUCUUCGCCGUUCAGUGGGAGGCCGGCGACGUCACCGCCUGGAACGAGUUUUGCACGCACGUCAAUGACAACUUCGACAGCUCGUCCGUGUCGACCAUGGUAGCUCACUUCACAGGAAACCCAUGGCACAGUGCUCAGGGCAAGGCGGAGAAGGUGGGCAUCCUGCUCGCACACGUGCUGGCGGAGCGUCCGGUGUUGCUUCGUGGGCGCAAGAUCUCAAUGCUGGGCCACUCGCUGGGCGGCGCCGUCAUCUACAGCACCUUCCAGGAGAUGGCCAAGCUGCGAGCAGAGAAGAAGGGCGACGGUCUGCCACUGAUCUCCAACGCCGUGAGCUUCGCCGGCGCGUUCAUCCCUGACUCGCAGGGACUAGAUAACAUCACGAAAGCGCUCGACCCGAACGGAGGAAAAUUCAUCAACGUGUUUUCCACCCGCGACGGCGUGUUGUCCAAGCUGUUCUGGGCGCUGCAACUUCCCGGUCCGAACAAUCCGGCAGCUGCCGGUUGCCAGGCCGUCGCCUUCGCCGCUGCGGCCGCCGCUAACUGCGUGAAUGUGGACGUGUCGGAUCUGGUGAUACCGCGCAUGGAGAACCACUUUGGUCACGGCUAUCAGCAGUUCAUGGAGGCCAUCAAGUCUCGCGUGCUGCCGCAUUUCUUCCGGACGUGAGAACAGCAUACACAGCAACACCCAUUACUAUAUAACUAAACGACUUUUUUCUACAUUAAAGCUGCAGUUUUGUCUUCACUU
Messenger RNA from Phytophthora nicotianae INRA-310, 1307 nucleotides. RefSeq lists its product as hypothetical. NCBI's taxonomy places the organism in Eukaryota, Oomycota, Peronosporomycetes, Peronosporales, Peronosporaceae. The transcript has a single exon. The record is from RefSeq and is a predicted model, not a curated record. The coding region runs from base 45 to 1226 and encodes 393 amino acids.